CAGUCAGUGUGGCCCGAACACCCGGUCUACCCCCUUCGCGCCAGUCUCGCCCGUCCGCCGUUUUCGCUCCCGCAUCUUUCGUCGACGUCCCUGCAGAUAAAACCCCGCGGCCCCGGUCGAGUACCAGGACCCCGCGAUCCCUGCCACCCGGGGGCAACCCUUGGAAAGACACCCGUGGUUUCCCCCGGCGGGGCGAAAAAAUCAUCCCCGGGCGAGUCGCAGGGCGGCCCGACCACCCCAGGUCGCGUCGUCGUUCUCCCCGUACCGUCGCGCCCGACGUUCCGGUGAACCGUCGCCCAGGAUCAGCUGUUGCCAGUCUGGAAUCGUAAAGAAUGUCGAGAAACCGGAGACCCGCGGCCUUUCUCGUGGCCGGGGCCCCGAUCGUCCUGACUGUUCUCCUCGUGAUGCUGAUGGGAGAGACAGGGCGCUGUUCGCCACCCCAUCGGGGCAGGAGGCACCACGCGGACAUGUCUCACGAGGAGAUUGCAAAGGGUGAACAUCCGCUGCCUAAGCCCGAGUCCCUGAACCUGAACCCCGAUGACGAGCUGGUGGUGCGCACUAGGAAGGGAAAAGUGAGGGGUGUUACGCUGACAGCGACAACCGGGAAGAAGGUCGACGCGUGGAUGGGCAUCCCCUACGCCCAGAAGCCGCUAGGCCCCCUUAGGUUUCGGCAUCCUCGGCCAGCGGAACGCUGGGACGGAAUACUGAAUACCACCACGCCACCCAACAGCUGCGUCCAGAUCCUGGACACUGUAUUCGGGGACUUUCCCGGGGCGACGAUGUGGAAUCCGAACACCCCCCUCAGCGAGGAUUGCCUCUACGUUAACGUCGUGACCCCCCGACCCCGACCGACUAACGCAGCGGUUAUGGUCUGGAUAUUCGGUGGCGGAUUCUACUCCGGCACCGCGACACUCGACGUUUACGAUCACAGGACACUGGUUUCCGAGGAGAACGUGAUCCUCGUUUCGAUGCAGUACCGGCUGGCCAGUCUGGGUUUCCUCUACUUUGGUACCGGCGACGUUCCCGGAAACGCGGGACUCUUCGACCAGGUCCUCGCACUCCAGUGGGUCCGAGAUAACAUCGGGGCGUUCGGAGGUAACCCGGACAACGUGACCCUCUUCGGCGAGAGCGCUGGCGCAGUUUCCGUGUCCUUCCAUCUACUCUCACCCCUCUCAAGGAACCUCUUCAGUCAGGCGAUAAUGCAGUCCGGUUCGCCGACGGCGCCGUGGGCGAUGAUCUCCAGGGAGGAGUCAAAGGUCCGCGGUCUGCGACUCGCCGAAGCCCUCGGCUGCCCCCACGAAGAGACGGCCCUCAGUAGCGCCGUCGAGUGCUUGCGGAGCAAGGACCCGUUCGACCUGGUGAACAACGAGUGGGGCACUCUGGGCAUAUGUGAAUUUCCGUUCGUCCCAGUGAUAGAUGGUGCCUUUCUCGACGAGACCCCGCAGCGCUCGCUGGCCUCGAGCCCUACGAACCCUUCGUUCAAGCGGGCGAAUAUCCUUAUGGGUUCUAACACGGAAGAAGGCUACUACUUCAUCAUAUACUACCUGACAGAGCUCUUCCGGAUUGACGGUACAGAGGACGUCAAGGUCAGUCGGGAUGAGUUCCUCCGGGCGGUCAGGGAGCUGAAUCCCUACGUGAACCAGAUAGCCCGCAACGCGAUCGUUUACGAGUACACCGACUGGCUCCGACCCGACGACCCCUACCGUAACCGAGACGCCCUUGACAAGAUCGUCGGCGACUACCACUUCACCUGCAACGUAAACGAGUUCGCAGCCCGCUACGCCGAGACCGGGAAUACGGUUUACAUGUACUACUACACCCACAGGUCGGCGAACAAUCCAUGGCCCUCGUGGACCGGCGUUAUGCACGCCGACGAGAUAAGCUACAUAUUCGGCGAGCCGCUUGAUUCCUCUCGGGGUUACACGCGGGAAGAAGUAUACCUCUCGAAACGGAUGAUGAGGUACUGGGCCAACUUCGCUAAAACAGGGAACCCUAAUAUGGGGGACGACGGUUCCUGGGUAGAGACGACCUGGCCUGAACACACUUUCGCCAAGAGAGAGUAUCUGACGCUCGCGACGAACUCGACCGAAAUUGGAUAUGGCCCCAGGUCGAAGCAAUGCGCCUUCUGGAAGAAGUAUCUACCUCAGCUUAUCACAGCCACCGCAAAUAUUAAGAGCAGCCCCGGGGAAACAUGCACCAGCGGAGCGUCGGGGAUGCGAGAAGUCACGGGUAGCGCCAGGAUGACGAGCCUGCUGCUGGCGACGGCUCUCGGAGUCGUUCUGUGGCACCGUAGCACGUUAUACGGGUCGGUUCGCCUGGUUCACCUGGCGUCGAAACCCUCGAACGCGCGAGGCCUCGUGUAGCUCGACUCCGUCGCCGCGCCGCAACCCUUUGUACCUUCGACGUAUGCAUCACAUUAUAGAAAGAUGCCCCACGUAAUAUAGAUAUAUGUAUCAUACACCCAUUUCAGACGCGGAGGCGUAUACUCUGGGUGUGCGUAUAUGUGUAUUGCUCAUAUAAUUGUACGCGACGGUCGUGUACGUCGCACGUUCGUUGUGUAUAUGUACGCACGCACCGUGCGUGUCAACGAAGGAGAAGAGA
Diprion similis is the source of this 2601-nucleotide messenger RNA. Its product is annotated as acetylcholinesterase-like. Gene Ontology annotation, molecular function: acetylcholinesterase activity. Gene Ontology annotation, cellular component: plasma membrane. The coding region runs from base 333 to 2363 and encodes 676 amino acids. The transcript has 8 exons. Gene Ontology annotation, biological process: acetylcholine catabolic process; choline metabolic process. Lineage: Eukaryota; Metazoa; Arthropoda; Insecta; Hymenoptera; Diprionidae. The record is from RefSeq and is a predicted model, not a curated record.